Messenger RNA from Bipolaris victoriae FI3, 393 nucleotides. RefSeq lists its product as hypothetical. Lineage: Eukaryota; Fungi; Ascomycota; Dothideomycetes; Pleosporales; Pleosporaceae. The record is from RefSeq and is a predicted model, not a curated record. Bases 1 to 393 code for a protein of 130 amino acids. The transcript has a single exon.
AUGGAUAAACCACCACAUCAGCAACCUGGAAAAAGAACUAGUCCGCUACACAUCAUCAAUGGCCACGAGCGCCUUCGCAUAGAGCCAUGGGGUCACAACUCAAUUCGUGUACGAGCAUCUUUAUAUCGAGAUGGGACAGGAAAUGAAUUGGGUGCUUUGCUAGAAACUCCGUUAAACGAAUGCGGUACGGAGUGUUUGGAAAGCCCAUUAAAGAUAUCCUAUCACAACAACUCCGCUGUACAAAAUGGUCUAAUCGAAGUAAGCGUUUCAAAGAACAAGUUGAGAUUUUGGCGAAUGAAUGGCAUCAGUCGUGAGCUUCUUUUUGAAGAGCUAUGGCCUCAGGUAAUAGAAUGUUGCAAUCCAGUGAGAGAUUUCGAGUACUUAUUCAAUUGA